Molecule: messenger RNA, 4128 nt
Organism: Rana temporaria (common frog)
Lineage: Eukaryota; Metazoa; Chordata; Amphibia; Anura; Ranidae
Product: zinc finger protein 585B-like
Exons: 5
Coding region: 129-3764 (1211 amino acids)
Source: RefSeq, a predicted model, not a curated record
AUUCCACACAGGAAGGUCACACCAUCCCCCACCAUCAUCAGAGUGGAAACCUGAGAGAAGUUGAGAUAAAAGUGGAGGACGAGGACUAUGGUGUAAUAGAGAAGCUUUCUGAAGGACACAAGGAUCUGAUGGAGCCACCUAAUGACAGGAACCUCCCAGAGAGAUGUCCUCAUCCUCUGUAUUCCCGGGAUUCCACACAGGAAGAUCAUAACUACGCAAAACAUCAUCAGGGUGAAAAUAAUAUUGUUGUUGAAGAGGAGGCUGAUGGGGUGAUGGAGACGCCGGAGUUUCUCCAAUACGAGUUCGAGACCAUCACGGUGGAGUCAUCCAGCUACAUAAACCCACCAGAGAGAUGUCCCCGUCCUCUGUAUUCCUGGGAUUGCACACAGGAAGAUCACAACUACGCAAAACGUUAUCAGGGUGAAGAUCUGAUGAACGUGAAAGUUGAGUGUGAAGUAGAAGAGAUGUGUGUGUGGGAUGAUCAUCAAUUUACGGAGGAGGAUGGAAUGAUGAGGACAUUCGUAGAGGAGGACACUCCUACAGAGAUCAGCACAGGACACGCCAUGGAGAAACCCUCAGAGGAUCGUCUCACUUUAUCUCCAGGUUGUAAAAUGGAAGAUGAGGACAUCACAGGAGAUUGUGGAGGAGAAAAGACAAUGAGCUCCACUAUGGAUGGAGGACUUCACAGUGUGGAUAGACCAUGGAAUCCCUCUGACUCUGAGCAACCUCGUACUGUGGGGGACGGGGCUGGAAUUCAGGGAGAGGAGACAUUUCCCUGUCCUGAAUGUGGGAAAUUUUUUACCACAAGCUUAAGUCUUUUUAUACAUCAGAUAUCUCACAAGCAGGCGGGAUUUCAUUCCUGUUCUGAGUGCGGGAAAUGUUUUCUAAGUGAAGCACAUUUGGUCAGACAUCAGAGAACGCACAACGUUGAGAAGUCGUAUUCCCGCCUUGAGUUUGGGAAACAGUUUCUUCGUGUAUCAGAACUAAAGCAACACUACAGAUCCCCCCCGGGUGAGAAGCCAUAUUCAUGCCCUGAGCGCGGGAAAUGUUUUUCACAGGAAUCACAACUUGUUGUACAUCAAACCGUUCAUACUGACGAGAAACUGUACCCCUGUCCUGAGUGCGGGAAAUGUUUUUCACAGGAAUCACAACUUGUUGUACAUCAAACCGUUCAUACUGAGGAGAAGCCGUAUUCCUGUCCUGAGUGCGGGAAAUGUUUUUCACAGGAAUCACAACUUGUUGCACAUCAAAUAGUUCAUACUGACGAGAAACCGUACCCCUGUCCUGAGUGCGGGAAAUGUUUUUCACAGGAAUCGCAACUUGUUGUACAUCAAACCGUUCAUUCUGAGGAGAAGCCGUACCCCUGUCCUGAGUGCGGGAAAUGCUUUUCAAGCAAAUUAGAACUUGUUGUACAUAAAAGACAUCACACAGGGGUGAAACCUUAUCCCUGCUCUGAGUGUGGAGAAAGUUUUAUUUCCGACUCAAAACUAAAUAAACACUACAUGUCCCACACGGGGGAGAAACCCUCAAAGGAUCGUCUCACUUUAUCUCCAGGUUGUAAAAUGGAAGAUGAGGACAUCACAGGAGAUUGUGGAGGAGAAAAGACAACGAGCUCCACUAUGGAUGGAGGACUUCACAGUGUGGAGAGACCAUGGAAUCCCUCCGACUCUGAGCAACCUCGUACUGUGGGGGAUGGGGCCAGAAUUCAGGGAGACGAGACAUUUCCCUGUCCUGAAUGUGGGGAAAGUUUUAGCUCUGAGCAAAUUUUCUCUGUUCAUUCCUGUUCUAAGUCCGAUACAUUUCUUCGUCAUGAAUCGGAACCUGUCGGACAUCAGAGUUCUCACACAGGAAAGAAGUCUUAUUCCUGCCCAGAGUGCGGGAAAUGCUUUGUUCGUAAAGCAAAACUGGACAUACAUUACAGAUCACACACGGGUGAGAAGCCGUUUUCCUGCCGUGAGUGUGGGAAAAGUUUUUCGGAUAGUUACAGCCGUUGCAGACAUCAGAGAUCGCACACGGGUGAGAAGCCACAUUCAUGCUCUGUGUGCGGGAAAUGUUUUGCAGAGAAGUCUGAUCUUUACAAACAUCAGAGAUUGCACACGGGUGAGAAGCCACAUUCAUGCUUUGAGUGCGGGAAAUGUUUUGCAGCGAAGUCUGAUCUUUGCAAACAUCAGAGAUUUCACACAGUUGAGAAACCAUAUUCCUGCCCUGAGUGCGGUAAAUGUUUUCUCCAAAAUUCAGGACUAGUCAGACAUCAGAGAUCUCACACAGGGGAAAAGCCGUAUUCCUGUCCUGAGUGCGGGAAAUGCUUUUCAAGCAAAUUCGAACUUGUUGUACAUAAAAGACAUCACACAGGGGAGAGGCCCUAUUCCUGCUCUGAGUGUGGAAAAAGUUUUAUUUCCAACUCGAAACUAAAUAAACACUACAUGUCCCACCUGGGGGAGAAACCCUCAAAGGAUUGUCUCACUUUAUCUCCAGGUUGUAAAAUGGAAGAUGAGGACAUCACAGGAGAUUGUGGAGGAGAAAAGACAAUGAGCUCCACUAUGGAUGGAGGACUUCACAGUGUGGAUAGACCAUGGAAUCCCUCCGACUCUGAGCAACCUUGUACUGUGAGGGAUGGUGCCGGAAUUCAGGGGGAGGAGACCUUUCCCUGUCCUCAAUGUGGGGAAAGUUUUAGCUCGGGUUUAGGUCUUUUUAUACAUCAGAUAUCUCACAAGCAGGCAGGAUUUCAUUCCUGUUCUGAGUGCGGGAAAUGUUUUCUAAGUGAAGCACAUUUGGUCAGACAUCAGAGAACUCACAAAGUUAAAAAUUAUUCCUGCCUUGAGUGUGGGCAACAGUUUGUUCAAAUAGCAAAACUAAACAAACAUUACAGAUCCCACACGGGUGAGAAGCCAUAUUCAUGCCCCGAGUGCGGCAAAUGUUUUUCACAGAACUCGCAACUUGUUGUACAUCAAAGAGUUCAUACAGGCGAGAAGCCCUAUUCCUGUCCUGAGUGCGGGAAAUGCUUUUCAAGCAAAUUACAACUUGUUGUACAUCAAAGACAUCACACAGGGGAGAGGCCGUAUUCCUGCACUGAGUGUGGAAGAUGUUUUAAAAUGAAAUCGACACUUACUGACCAUCAAAGAACUCACACAGGUGAGAAGCCGUUUUUCUGCUUUGAGUGCGGGAAAUGCUUUUCAAGCAGAUUAGGACUUGUUGUACAUAAAAGAUAUCACACAGGGGAGAGGCCGUAUCCCUGUCCUGAGUGUGGAAAAUGUUUUAUAAUGAAAUCGACACUUAUUGUACAUCAGAGAUCUCAUACAGGUGAGAAACCGUAUUCCUGUGCUGAGUGCGGGAAAAGUUUUUUUACUAAUUACUCACUUAUUAAUCAUCAGAGAGUGCACACGGGUGAGAAACCGUUUUCCUGCUCUGAGUGUGGCAAAUGUUAUAGCCAGAAAUAUCAUCUUACUAUACAUCAACAAUUUCACACGGGGGAGAAGCCGUAUUCCUGCUCUGAGUGCUGGAAAUGCUUUAGACUGAAAUCUCAACUUAAUAGGCAUCAACAAUCUCACACGAUGGAGAAGCCGUAUUCCUGCUCUAAAUGCGAGAAAUGUUUUCCACAUAAGUCUGCACUUACCAUACAUGAGAAGUCUCACACUAGCGAGAAGUCAUAUUGCUGUCCUGAGUGUGGGAAACGUUUUUUCCGGUGGGCUGAUGUUACUAGACACCAUAGUGAAUGCCGUAUGCAGAAACAGCUUCUUCCGUGUUCAGAAAGCGAGAAAUGUUAGCUACGGAAAUCAGAAAAUGUCAGACAUCAGAGAUCGCACAUGGGGGGAGCCGUGUUCCUGCCCUGUGCGGGAAAUGUUUCUUGCAGAAGUCUUGUCUUACCAAACAGAGAAUCAUAUUUUGCCGUACAUCCGAGAUCUCACACUGGGAAGAAGCUCACCUUGAUAUACACCUCAGAAAACACACGGCUGAGCGCUCCUCUGAUUUUUAUCAUGGAAGAAAGACCUUAUAAGGAAAUCAGAGAUUACUAAAGACUUCAAAGUUCUGUCUGGCUUCCUCUGCUAGGAAAAAGAAGGAGGGGGUGUCACUGCUGGUUGGGUCCCUCUAGGAGAGAGCAGGAGGGGGUGUCACUGCUGGUUGGGUCCC